This is a messenger RNA of Schistocerca cancellata (South American locust), 1835 nucleotides long. Its product is annotated as sodium/hydrogen exchanger 9B2-like. The coding region runs from base 6 to 1835 and encodes 609 amino acids. Gene Ontology annotation, biological process: proton transmembrane transport. Gene Ontology annotation, molecular function: antiporter activity. Gene Ontology annotation, cellular component: membrane. The record is from RefSeq and is a predicted model, not a curated record. NCBI's taxonomy places the organism in Eukaryota, Metazoa, Arthropoda, Insecta, Orthoptera, Acrididae. The transcript has 11 exons.
UCGCCAUGCCGUGGCGCAGGCCGAGCUUGCGCAUCUUCUCCACGGCCCACGGCCAGCUCUCCGUCGUCGUCACAGACUGCUCUGGCGAUGCCGCUGCGCCCGGGACUGCGGCCGCGCCAGAGCCUCAGGAAGCCGUCGAGAACGGGAAACCGCCUUUCCUAUACAACGAUGGCCUGCCGCUGCCCAGCAAGAAGUUCUCCACGGCGACGGGCAGCAGCGCCUUCUACGAGAAGCAGCAGCACCCGCUCGACGACCUGCAGAGGUCGUGGUGGUUCCUGCUGUUCAAGCGGUGCCACCAGAAGGAGACGACGCCGUCGUGGCAGCCCGCCUUCUGGCCGCGGCUGUGCCCGCCGCCCAUCUGCCCGUCCUACCGCCGCUUCGCGCGCGUCGUCGCCCUUGUCAUCAUCCUGCUGCUCUGCUGGGUCGUCACCUUCGCUGUCGUUGGACACGACGCCGGCCCCGGUGGUCAGCUGUUCAAGCUGGCGCUGCUGACGCUGACGGCGCACGUUGGCGGCUGGUUGGCCACGCUGCUGAUGCUGCCCUCGCUGCUCGGCAUGCUGCUCGUUGGAAUCGCCUUCCAGAACCUCGGUGUCAUCGACAUCACCGGGCCCUACGUAGAAGUCUGCUCCGUGCUCAGACGCAUCGCGCUGGUGAUCAUCCUGAUCCGAGCCGGCCUCGACCUGGACCCGGGUGCCCUGCGGCGGCUGGCGGUGCACGUGCUCAAGCUGGGGCUGGUGCCAUGGCUGGCGGAGUGCGCAGUCAUCACCGUCAUGGCGCACUUCCUGCUCGGCAUGCCCUGGAUCUGGGGUUUCCUGUUGGGGUCGGUGGUGGCGGCGGUGUCGCCGGCGGUGAUCGUGCCCGGGCUGCUGCGGCUGCGCGCCAAGGGCUACGGCGUUAGCAAGGGCAUCCCCACUGUCAUCAUCGCCAUCUCCGGCAUCGACGACGCCACCUCCGUCGCCGUCUUCGGCGUCGUCCAGAGCAUCAUGUUCUCCCAGAAUAGUCUGGCGUAUCAGAUUGCGCAGGGCCCGGUGUCUGUUUUCGGCGGCAUCGGCUUCGGUAUCGUCUGGGGAAUUCUCGCCAAGUACAUCCCCGAGAAAGACGAUCCGUACGUGAUCCCGCUGCGGGUGCUGAUGCUGCUGGGCGGAGGCAUGCUUGCCGUUUUCGGCAGCGAGACCAUCGGCUUCGACGGCGCGGGGCCGCUGGGCUGCGUCUCUGCAGCCUUCGUGUCCUGCGUCUCCUGGAGCAGCCAGGGGCUCGACGUAGAGGACAAUCCAGUGGCCACAGCGUUCGAAAUAUUUUGGAUGAUCUGUGAGCCAAUUCUGUUUGGAAUAACAGGCACUCAGAUAAAAUUCAACGAUUUGGACGGAGACGUUGUAUCCUUUUCCCUGGCCUGUCUCAUCACGGCAAUAGUGUUAAGACUGUUGAUCACGGUUGUGGUGGGGAUUGGCAGUAGACUGAACCUGAGAGAGAAGAUUUUCGUGGCUUUGGCAUGUAUGGCCAAGGCGACGGUGCAGGCGGCGCUGUGCUCGCAGCCUCUGGAGAAGGUGAAGGAGACUGGCGGCACGGAGGAGGAGCUGACGUGGGGGCAGCUGAUGCAGACGACGUGCGUGCUGUCCAUCCUGCUGACGGCGCCGCUGGGCGCCGUGCUCAUCAUGCUGUCCGGGCCGCGCCUGCUGCGCCGCCUCGCCACGCCGCCGCCAGAGGGCUGGAGGCGCAGCGCGCGGCCCUCGCUGCGCGACAUCUCCAUCAUCGACGAGGAGGAGGCAGCCGAGAACGACGCAGACGCUGUCAGCGAGCUGGGCUCCACCACCGGCUCGCCCCGGCACGACACGUAG